Drosophila persimilis is the source of this 1462-nucleotide messenger RNA. Its product is annotated as trafficking protein particle complex subunit 12. Gene Ontology annotation, cellular component: TRAPP complex; Golgi apparatus. Lineage: Eukaryota; Metazoa; Arthropoda; Insecta; Diptera; Drosophilidae. Gene Ontology annotation, molecular function: protein binding. The record is from RefSeq and is a predicted model, not a curated record. The coding region runs from base 1 to 1443 and encodes 480 amino acids. The transcript has 4 exons.
AUGUCAAGUAAAUCUAAUCUUAGCGAAUACUUUGCUAAUGAUCCACCUAGUUUUUUUGAUGAGCUGACGAAUAAACCCAAGUCCAAGGAGAUACCAGCAGAAAGUAUUGUCAGUGGCACCAGCAACAAUAUGUUGUCAAACACAUUCACAGGUUUCUUUCAACCUCCCGAAUUUGUGGAAACACCUGAGCUAGAGGAGCCCAUCAAAGUUACCGACGAGGUCCGUAAUUUGUGGGAGCUGCCCCGAGAAAAUGACCACAGUAAAUUGAUUAUGCCUGGCAUACACCUACAACACGAUCUGCCCGAUCCCAUCAGUGUGGCAGUGACCCAGCACCUUGGAGAAGCUGAAUUGGCAAACCGGAAGAUCCUGGGCGUGGACGAUGUCACCCAAGACGAGCGGGGCCUGAGGAACCUAAUCCAUGCAGGCUGCCUCCGCACGGCAGUCAAUUUAACUGGCCGACUUUUGACGGUCUAUGGUCAGGGCUAUGGACGUGCUGGACAGCCAGCCAAGCAUUCCCCUCACUCGCUGCAGCUGUGGUUCACUCGCCUGGCGCUGCUGGCCAAGCUGGGCGAAUUCGAGCUGCUGCAGACCGAAGCGGAACCCUUUGGACAGCUCACAGCCCCGGAUGUGUUCUACGAUUUCUAUCCCGAGAUGUACAAUGGAAAAAGUGGAUCCAUAGCGUGCUUCUCGUUCCGCCUGCUACUCGCCGAGCUGCCCAUUUACAUGGGAAAGCCCCACGUAGCCCUGGACAGGCUGUCGGAACUGCAUGUGACCAGCAAUGAGAUCAAGCAGCAUUAUAUACAGAUGCAGAACAAGACGGCCGAGCAAUUCUGGCAAAAGCGGUGCGAAAGGGUCUUGCAUUCCAUUAUAAACUGUGGCCUGAUGAUGAAGAAAUUCAGUAUGAUUGAUGAUAUAAUGGAUGGAACCCUGUUGAAACGCUCGAACCUAAGCAAGGACGACCAGCGAUCUCUGUACUCGGCCUGGGGUCGCAUCUAUUUGCAAAUCGGAGAUAUCUUUGGGGCGGAGCAAAAGUUUGCCGUCUCCCGGCGACUGCGAGAAAUGAACUCUGCGCCUGAUCUAAGGGACCUUAUGGACAAGGGCCUUAUAGCAGUGGCCAAAAACGAUUUUCCCGAAGCGUACCUCAUAUUUCAAAAGGCUUUGCACUUGGAUUCUGGCAAUACGUUGAUUCUGAACAACAUGGGAGUGUGCCUGCUGUACGCUGGGAAGCUCAAGGAUGCCAUUAAUCUGUAUGAGCAUGCCAUUAACCAGAAUCCCCAGAGAUCCCUGAACGAGAGCCUGCUGGUUAAUCUGUCGACUUUGUACGAGCUGGAGUCCAACAACUCGAAGGCGAAAAAGUUCAACUUGCUGCGGUUGAUCAACAGAUACAAGCCAGAUCUCAAUAUUAGCAUAGAAAUUUGCCUUAAAUUGCAGACGAUCAACUAAAUAUAGAGUAACUUAUUUA